This is a messenger RNA of Morchella sextelata, 279 nucleotides long. RefSeq lists its product as uncharacterized. The coding region runs from base 1 to 279 and encodes 92 amino acids. NCBI's taxonomy places the organism in Eukaryota, Fungi, Ascomycota, Pezizomycetes, Pezizales, Morchellaceae. The record is from RefSeq and is a predicted model, not a curated record. The transcript has 2 exons.
AUGCAUCCUUCCAGUCUUCUAUUCGCCAUUGCACUGGCGUGCACCGCCGUGCUCACCCAAGCAUCUGCGCUACCCGCCGAAGACAUUGCCCUCACACCUCGCGAUGCUUCACCCUUGGCAGACGAGCUCGACAAGCGUCAAUGCACCCCGGGUUUAGCUCAAAUCGGUGCUGGACGGACGUUUACGAGUGCAAUCCGCGAGGGGGAUGUUGUCGUUAUGGUCAUAGGAAUAGUUGUCCGGGGGGCCCUUGUGGUCCGUGAGCCUUCAUUUAACGGCUAG